Messenger RNA from Priapulus caudatus, 1465 nucleotides. Its product is annotated as dickkopf-related protein 3-like. The transcript has 4 exons. The coding region runs from base 358 to 1008 and encodes 216 amino acids. The record is from RefSeq and is a predicted model, not a curated record. Gene Ontology annotation, molecular function: receptor antagonist activity; co-receptor binding. Lineage: Eukaryota; Metazoa; Priapulida; Priapulimorpha; Priapulimorphida; Priapulidae. Gene Ontology annotation, cellular component: extracellular region. Gene Ontology annotation, biological process: negative regulation of canonical Wnt signaling pathway; multicellular organism development.
CUUGCCGGGGAGAGCGAGAGCAUCGCGAAGUUGCCCCUCCCCGACGAUUGUGUGCCAAACACUCUUAACAGAUUUGUUAACACCUGUAUUGUUGCGGCCGAUGGAAUCAGCCCGGCGGAGUCAGCGAAGGGUCGAGUGCGUGCGUGGCUAUAGACAACCGUGACUUGUUCGUCUGCGGUAGUCGCCAGCGAUAGCCGCUUCUGUUCGCAGCGUCUGCUUUUCUCUCUCGAUCUCGAUCACACCGAAUCUCCUUCACCUCGUUUACCACUCGCUCGAUUUUCUCUCUCUCUCGCGCGCGCACAAGCACGUUCAGUGUGGAUUACAUCACGCGGAAUAUCAAGACCUACCUCGUGCGUCAUGUGUAGAAGAGUGAUCCUGCUCGUUGCCUUGUUGGCUCAGCUGACGUCGACGCGAGCGUAUAUCUGGAGCUGGGCGUGGAGUAACCCUGCGUUGUCGCAGCAGGGCCAGCCGCCCGAGCCGACGUAUCAUCCGAGGAAUACUCACCUACGAGCCGACACGGCCAGCAACGAAACCAGCGAGAAACUCCAGCUCCAGGUCGCCUACCAGCGUCCCUGUGAGAACGACAAGGCGUGCGGAAAAGGCAAGUUCUGCGACCAUCACUACGGUACAUGUGAAGUGCACCGCGCCGAAGCCAGCCUCUGCCGCCGAGACGGCAACUGCGAGAAAGGCCUUGAGUGCGUGUUUGGCAAAUGCAGACCGGUCGUCGAGCACGGAACCGUCGGUGCCCGGUGCAAACACGACAAGGACUGCGGCAAUAGUCAGUGCUGCGCGAAGCAGCAUGGAGAGUUUGUGUGCAAGGCGAAGCUGCAGAUCGGUAACAAGUGCUUCGUGCCGGACGGUGGCAUAGACUAUAGCCUCAACCAGCUGUGCCCAUGCGAUCGGGGUCUCAUAUGUCGAUACACGCCACAACGACGUCUACGAGAAGAGGAAUUUGAUUGGAAGUUCUGGACGGACUACGACGAUAUGCGGUGUGUACCAGGCAUAUGAACGAUCGUGACGUCUCUCUACCGCGGCACCAUGACGUCAUAGAAAUAUCGCGGCUGUUACGUUUAGCAUUUAGUUUUUGUUAUUAUUGACAAUCUAUUUUAUGUAAUCUCAUGUAAAUACGAACGCUGUGUCAAGUUAGUUAACGAUAUUGUACCAAUGUGAUCUUAAUGUCAAACACAUCAUGCUAGUGAUAGUCGGAUGCAUAGAUUGAGUGUAGAUGGCUUGUUAGGAUAAACACUGAGAAAUGACAGUAUACUGACAAUAUCGAUUUAUGUAAGUUCCAUUUUUAUUACUUGCGUCGGAAGAAUAGGUUUAUCCAGGAUUGUUUUCUGAUCAAUCAUGAAGCAAAUGUGUGGGAAAAUGAUUUUAAUAUUAAUAAAUUAUUAUGUCAAAGUGUCACUAUACAUGAUUUUUUGUCAAACAUUUAUAUAAUUAUAAAACGUUCAUUUUUUAAAAC